Nezara viridula (southern green stink bug) is the source of this 501-nucleotide messenger RNA. NCBI's taxonomy places the organism in Eukaryota, Metazoa, Arthropoda, Insecta, Hemiptera, Pentatomidae. The record is from the annotation of a GenBank genome assembly.
AUGGCAGCUCACUGCCCCACAUCGGCCAAUGAGUUGGCUAUAUCCCAAGGACAUCCCCCUCAGCCAGCCCUUAUAAAAACAUUACCUCUUAGGAGCUCAAUGGAAAUGAAAAGAUGUAUCCUCGAUCCAGAGCACGCCAAGGGACACUCCCAACUGGCACCUCCUCCCGACUCCCUCCCCAUCAACUCAUACACUGCUCCCUGCCCUCCUCGCCUCCUCAAUGGUCACUUCUUGGCAGACUGCCACCACUCCUCGCUGGCCUCCCGACCCAUUGAAUGGACUCCCCAUACUCUUAAUAUUCCAAGGAUACUAGGUACACCUCCUUUCCUCCUCCAAACCAUUGAAUGGCAAUUGCUGGCACGGAGCCCUCCCUACUCCCAGGAGGUCUGGCAUCGGAACCACCUGCGAUGCUGUCAAAUCGGACCACCUGCGAUGCGGAUUCCUCGGCCGUUGGCCAACACCGAUCGUUAUUGCAAACAUUCAGCCGGCCUAAUACCUUAG